CGAGAGUUCUCGUGUUCUCGUCAAUGUUGCAUUGUGGGUAAACGAGCCAUGUUUUACGGUUAAAUGUUGUGUACUCGAAAAUAGCAGCACAAACAAGAGUUGGUUUGAUCUGUUUGUGACCGAGUGUGAUCACCGUCUGACUGGAUUAUCGACACGUCGGUUUCAAGUCGUCCAGUGACGACCGGGGCAUCUACACCACAAUGUUCGGUGUCGAAGCAGUGAUCGCUUCUCGCGCUUUGAUUUUUGAUGCUCACAAGUUGACCUCGUAGUAUCACUUUAGGCCCAGGUGUUGCUGUUAAUUUGACGCCAAUUAAUUUAAAAACUUCUCAUGAAGUGUGAACCCAUACGCCGGACCCUGUCAACGUGCGUGGAAUGUUGUCGGAGAUGAAGAAAACGCAAGCGGGACCGAGAAGUGUGUGAGAUCUGCAGCGGGAACCGGGGCCAGCGCCUUGCUGGGGCCCGGCGGGGGCCCCAGCGCCCCGGGCAGGCUCGGGGCAGAGCCCCCCGGCCAGGCGGGGCAUGGCCCAGGCGGCCCCAUGGCAGCGCUCCAGCUGAGGGUGCCCUCCACUGCCGGGCCCACGCUGGUGGCUCCUCUGCACUGGGGCACGGGCCCCCUCGGGGGUCUGCCACCCCUCUCCCCACUGCAACAAGCAGCGGAAGACAAGGGGCGUGAGCUGCUCAGCAGGGCAGAGAGUCCCAGGGGAAGCCUGGAUGUUGCAGCAGAUGCCGGCACCAGCAAAGAUGCGAGGCUGGCGUCGUGCUACCCUCCGCCCGUGCCUGUGCCUCCGGGCUGGCGACGCUCUCUGGUCCGGGGCAGGAUCGUCUACUUUAGCCCCAGCCACCACCAGCUGCGCAGCGUGGAGGAGGUGGCAGCCUACCUGCAGACGGAAGGGGUGUGCAAGUGCGGCCUGGACUGCCCCCUGGCCCUGGACAGGACCUUCAGCUUCGACCCGGCCGCUCCGUCGCUCCCCUGGUCGCCCGGGGACGAUGCGACCGGGCGCCCUUCGCAGAGGCCCUGCCGGACGCUGCCGAUCGCGGCCGUGGUCACCACCACCACCACCACCACCACUACGACCAGGACCACUCCACCGGCGGUUGUGCCACCUCCAACGGUGCACGCGGUCCCGGUGCCGGCAGCCUCGCUUCCUGCGAAACCAGUUCCUGCCACCUCGGUUCCCACCGUCCCGGCCCCUGCCACUCCGGUGCCCGCCACCUCGGUGCCUGCACCGGUCAAGCCGGCGAGAAAAGAGACCACACGGAAACGCAACUCCCGCGCCAAGCAGCGGGGUCCCUUCAACGGCGUCCUGGUGUCCCAGCUACUGGCCCAGCUGGACCGGCGUGGGGCCUUGCACAAGCAGACGACUCCGGUGUCCCAUUCGAGCCCCGUUCCCAUGGCAACACUCCAGCAAAGCCACUCGCCCACUCCGCCGUGGCAGACUGGCUUCAAGCCGAAUGUGGUGCAGUGCCAGCACAUUCCUCCCCUGCCAAACGGGGCGGGUACGGCGGUGUCCCAGGGCACGUUCCUGGGACACUCUUAUCAGGGUGGCACUCUUAUCAACGCCUGUUCCAGUCCCCCUUCCUUUCCCGGAACCACCGGCCACGUCGGGGUCUCCGGCGCACGCCCCAAGCCCCAGAGGAAGAGCAACCCCCGCACGAGGAUGCCCAAGCUGAACGCCAUCAUCUCCAAUCGGGCAGCGUGUCCCAACGUGGACGUGGGGCAGAUGGCGGGGGCCGCGAGGACUUACCCGUGCCAGGGGACGUACUACGGGUGCUCCGGCCACGAGAGCCAUGCGCCGCCGUCUUCAGUGGCCCUUCCGUUUGUGCCGUGCCCCACAAGGGAGGUGCCUCCAAGGACUACGUACGCCGCCUGCGGGCCCCACGAGUACGCCGUGCCGCGGUUCGUGACCUCUCGGUGCGGGCCGGGCCUCUCGCACGGCACCCAGGUGGGGCUGCUGCCCCAGAAUGGGCUGUCGCUGGUGUCGGCGUCGCCUCUGCAGACGCAGUGCAGCGUGACUGUGUCGGCGGCCCCUUUUGCAGUGGCGCACUCCCCGAACACCUCUGGGAGCGGCAUUGUGGUGCAGCAGGUGUACAACCAAAAGGGCUACUCGGAGGCCAAGACGAUUCAGCAGCAGAUGGGGGUUGCCUCGCACCGGCCGAUGCUCGUGGAGCCCCCGAGGACGCUCUCCGGGGCGCCCUUCCUGCAGCAGCCCGUGCUGGGCCACUUCUCACCACGGCUGGCGGAGGGGCCCCGGACGUGCGGCGGCACCGUGGAGUGCUCGACCCUGGUGCUGCCUGCCCAGCCAGCCAUGCCGCCGCUCUCCGUGCCCAACGUGACCAACGUCACCACGACGGUGGCCCAAGUGGUGCCCACGGUGGUGCAGCUCAUCAACCCGCUGAACCAGAAUGCGGCGCUGCUCAUCCCACAGCUGCCUACCCUGCGGCUGGACGCGCUGCCGGGGUUCGGCUCUCCCGCUGGCCUCUUCAGUCCCGGCAGCGCCUUCCUGUCCCCGUCUCCCAUCCCGGUGCUAGGCUCCCCCGUUGGCUCCGACCCCGGCUCGAGCCCCUCCAUUCUCAACGUGGGCACUGUGCACCAGCAGCAGUUCUACGCCGAAGCCAUCGGGGCCCAGGCAGGGGCCCUGCAGGGAAACCCGCUGGGGCAGCAGCACUGUGUGUCCUGCGGACCCAGCGCCCUGACAGACUCUGUGUGCGACGUCAACGUUUGCCGGCUGGGCAUGGCCAAUGGGCUGACAACAUCUCUGAAAGAUACACACAGAAAGCCAACAGUUCUGUACCUUGUUCCUAUAUCUCCAAGGGUGGACGACGGCGGGGUCAAGCCCAAGUGCGGCCCCACGGAGGUCGGGAGGGGCCCCCUGAACGUGGUGAGCCUCACCGUGUCCGGCCUGCAGCAGACGACGCUGCCCACGGUCACCGUGUUUCCGGCUGGCCAGGGCCCUGUGGUGCAGCCGCCCCUGCUCAACUACGGGGCCCUGCCCUCGGUGAGCCCACCCCAGCUCGUGAUGGGCAUGAUGCAGCCCCUGGGGCUCCUGGGCAUGCCCAUGCACAACGUGGGGCCUUCCAUUACCCUCCUGCAAGAGACCCCCUGCGCAGGCAGCGGCACCGUCACGCACCAGCCCGAACAAAAGCUCGGGCUACCCUCCUUUACCAGUCAGGACGUCAACCCGACGUCAGCGCCGGUUCCUCCUUUCCAUCAAGAGGUCAGCGAAGUCUGCAUCCACGACGGAUCCCACGACAACUCCUGCGACGAUGUCCAGGACUGCACGUCCGAAGAGGAAUCGGCGACGACGUGUUACGUCGACCACGACUCCGAAGGCCUGGAAGAAUGUGCGGAAGGUAGCGAGGAGUGCGAGAACUCAGAGCGGUUCUUCACUGCCGUGACGGAAGAGGGCGAGGCAGCGAGGCCGGAGAGCGGGGGUUUCUCGGCGUGUUGCAACUGCAGCAGCCCCGGCAACAACAGUCCCGGCGACAGCCUCGGCGAGUCCGGCGAGAGCGGUCGCCUGUGUGCGCGCAGUGUCGGGGUGCAGAGCGUGGCAGUGCCGGCAGAGGACGAAGGCAGUUCGGCCGUGUCUUCGACGGUCGUCGUCAGGUCAGACAACAUCCCCAACGACCACCAGGCGGCGCCCGAGUGGGAGUCCGUGGGGACGGAGCAGGAGGGGCACAUCUCGUCGAGCACGGAAGCAGCGGAUGACUCCGGCUGCUCGGCGCUCGAUCUGAGCCACCUGCAGCAGAGAGACUUUCCAGUGGAUGACGUGCCGGACAAAGGACGGCAGCCGGAGGCCACGACGGGCGGCAGGGACUCUGGCGUGGAGUCGAGCCACGAGCCGUCACGAGGACUCUCGACCCUCGCGGAAGAGGCCAAGGACAACACGUCGGACGGGGGAGACGGAGCACUGAAACAGAAAGCCAAGCGGGACCCCAAGCGCAGGAGGAGAGAGCUGUUGUUCCUGAUGCAGGACGAGUUCAGAGACGACUCAGACGAGGAAGAGCGGGACUCACCCCCGCUUCCCCCCCAGCCCCGGACGUUUGACAUUGGGGACCUGGUGUGGGGUCAAAUCAAGGGCUUCCCCUCGUGGCCAGGCAAACUGGUGCGGCCAGACCAGGUUCGAGGCCACCACAUCAUGUCCGAGGAUGGCAAGCUUUGGGUGCAGUGGUUUGGUGACCAUACUUUCACCCAAGUGGAGCCCGACAAGUUGAAGACUCUUUCGGAGGGGCUGGAGGCUCACCACAGGGCUCGCAAGAAAUACCGCAGGGGUCGAAAGCUGAACGGCAACCUGGAGAACGCCAUUCAGGAGGCCAUGAUGGAGUUGGACCGUCAGACUGGCACAGUCAUCCCCUGACCUGCGCCCAGACUCAUGCCCCGCCCUUCUACCCCUUCAGUUUUUUUUUGUUUUAACCACAGUCCCGCGUUUGUUGUUUCUCGCUAGCUCGCCCCACACAUUUGUUGUUUGCCCCCUUCCCCUCGUGUAGAGGAAGAGCUGAGCUUGCUGCACUUCUGUAUAGUAUAGAGAGAGGGGAAAAAGAAAGAGGAAUGGAGAUCUUUUUUAUACAGAUGCUAUAUAUAUAUAUAUAUAUAAAUAUAUAUAUAUAAAUAUAUUAUAUAUGACAGCGUUGCUGUUGACGUUUGCCGUUCGUCGUUUGUUUGAUUGUUUUUGCAUGACGCCCACCACUUUCUUCUCGCCUCGCAAUUCAUCGCUUGCUUCCUUCCCGUACUGCCAGUUCUGGCCUACAAAGAAAAGGAUGGGAAGAGUUUAGUGGGAGGGCGUUUACUUCUUUUAGUCCUCGAGACAAUUGCUCUGCGGCGUUUUUUGUUUCCCAGUGUUUUUUUUUUGUAGCGGUGAAAGAGAUGGUGACCACCACCCGGUUGUUGAGCCUUUUUGGCAAGAUUGCGUUUUGCAUUUUUAAUGAAAUUCGUGCUACAAGAAACGAUUGAAAGCGAUGCAAUGGCUGUCCCGCUCCGCGCGAGCUGUGGCUGCCGGGUUAAAAUCCCGUAUUUUAUUUCUGGGCCGAUAGUCUCGACAGAGAGCCGAAGUGAGAUGCUAUUUUUGUUUUACACGAAUACAAGCAAAAUAAAAAGAGAAUGAGGAAAUUA
Molecule: messenger RNA, 5107 nt
Organism: Ixodes scapularis (black-legged tick)
Lineage: Eukaryota; Metazoa; Arthropoda; Arachnida; Ixodida; Ixodidae
Product: methyl-CpG-binding domain protein 6
Exons: 10
Coding region: 537-4355 (1272 amino acids)
Cellular component (GO): chromocenter; nucleus
Molecular function (GO): DNA binding; chromatin binding
Source: RefSeq, a predicted model, not a curated record